Molecule: messenger RNA, 1662 nt
Organism: Miscanthus lutarioriparius
Lineage: Eukaryota; Viridiplantae; Streptophyta; Magnoliopsida; Poales; Poaceae
Source: the annotation of a GenBank genome assembly
AUGGUGGCACGGUGGCAGCUCGGCGGCAAGAUCCCGAAGCUGCUGGUGGCCGCGGCGAGCGUGGCGGCCGUCCUUCUCACGGCCGCCAUCCUCUUCGAGACCCGGUGGACGCCUUCCAGCGACGCCCAGACAUGGGUCUCGGCCGGAGUCCGCGUGGUCAUGAGCGCCAUGUCUGAGAAGGGCGGCAUCCCGUUGGCGACGGUGCCGAACCCCGGCGACCGGCUCCUGGGCGGUCUCCUCUCGCCGGACUUCGACGACAGCUCCUGCCUGAGCCGGUACCGAGCCUCACUCUACCGCCAGGCGUCGCUGCACGCGCUCUCACCGCACCUCGUCUCCGCCCUCCGCCGGUACGAGUCCCUCCACCGCCUCUGCGCCCCGGGCACUCCCGCCUACGCGCGCGCCGUCGAACGCCUACGCGCCGCCUCUCCCAACGCCUCCGCCGGCGACGGCGCUGACCCCUCUGGCGCGCGGUGCAACUACCUGGUGUGGACACCGAACGCCGGCCUCGGCAACCGCAUCCUCUCCAUCGCCUCCGGCUUCCUCUACGCGCUGCUCACCGACCGCGUGCUGCUCCUCCACAGCGGCAGCCGCCACGACCUGGACGGCCUCUUCUGCGAGCCUUUCCCGGGGUCCACGUGGAUCCUGCCGGAGAAAGACCUCCCCGGCCAAGAGGGCCUCGGCAUCCGCACCAACGAGAGCCUCGGGAAUACGCUGAGACGUGGGGAGGCGCUCGGCGGGGCGCCGUGGCUGUACGUGCACCUGCUGCACAACUACUACGCCCAGGACAAACUCUUCUUCUGCGACGACGUGCAGGCCGAGCUGGCGCGCGUGCCCUGGCUCGUGUUCCAGGCGGACAACUACUUCGUGCCGGCGCUGUUCCUGAUCCCGCGGCACGAGCGGGAGCUCGCGCGCAUGUUCCCGCGUCGCGACGCCGUGUUCCACCACCUCGGCCGCUACCUCUUCCACCCCAGCAACACGGUGUGGGGCAUGGUGACGCGGUACCACGGUUCCUCCUACUUCGCCCAGGCGGACGAGCGCGUCGGCAUCCAGGUGCGCGUGUUCAAGUGGGCGCCCAUCUCCACCGACGAGCUCUACGGCCAGAUCCUCAGUUGCGCGCAGCACGAGAACAUCCUGCCCGGCGUCAGUGUGCCCACCAGAGCCAACACCGCCGCCGUGGGCUCCGGCACCCAGGCGCCGGCCAAACGCAAGGCGGUGGUCGUCGUUUCCCUAUACAACGAGUACUCUGAAAAGCUCGGGGAACUGUACCACGAGCACGGCGGCGUGGCAGGCGGGGAGGCGGUGAGCGUGUUCCAGCCGACGCAUCUGGGCGAGCAACGCUUCGGUGACCGGCAGCAGGACCAGAAGGCGCUCGCGGAGAUGGUGCUACUCAGCUUCGCGGACGUGCUGGUCACCACCGGCGUUUCGACGUUCGGGUACGUCAGCCAGGGGCUGGCCGGGCUGAGACCGUGGGUGCUUAUGGCCCCUAACCAUGGAAAGGCGCCCGACACGCCGUGCCGACUGGCCCCCACAAUUGAGCCGUGUUUUCACUCGCCGCCCAACUACGACUGCCGGGCGAAGGCCAGUGGUGACACCGGCAGGAUGGUCCGGCACAUCCGGCACUGCGAGGACUUCCCACAGGGCGUCCAGUUGCUGCAGUCAUGA